CCGAAGCGAAGAGACAUAUUUAGAACCAUGAAGACGAGUUUGCUGUUAGCUUUUCUGAUGGUGGUGACAUUGAACCUGGUGGUGGCCGAAGGUGACGAUGGCUACCUGUAUGGAGGCCCCUCCGGUGAUCAGCUACAGGAGAUCUCCGCAGUGAACCGUCCUAGAAAGCACCGCCUGAAUCCCCGUGUCUAUCCCCAGCCACUGUCCCAGGCCUGUGGAGAUGAGGAUGCAGAAUCCCAUGCAGCUGCCGUGGCCACCUACCAUGCCAGCCGCCCUCAGCCGCGUCGUAUUUCCCACCACAAGGAAGUCGUGGUGGAUCCCUCGUUCUUUGAACCUUCGGCUGAGCGGAUCGAGGAACUCCGCCGGUUUGCUUUGGAUCAGUAA
Molecule: messenger RNA, 384 nt
Organism: Drosophila kikkawai
Lineage: Eukaryota; Metazoa; Arthropoda; Insecta; Diptera; Drosophilidae
Source: RefSeq, a predicted model, not a curated record